AUGACUAGAGUGCCUCAUCCAAAUGUUGAUGCCAGUAUACUUGUAAAGGAGAAUGAUGGAAAUAUAAUCAAUUCAAAUAGUGCAGACAUGGAUAAAUCUAACUGCCAAAGUUUACCCGUAACUUCAGGAGACAAUCUAGGGAGGAGCACAGUAAAUGGAAAGGUCAAAGAAUUUGUUAAGAUUUUCGAUCAGGAAGCUUUGGCAAAACCCAUAAUCAAUGUCACUCGAACCCAGAGUUGUAGAUGGAUGGGCACAUGCAUUUACAGGGCAGAUAAUGUAGUAAAUGUUUGCACAACCGGAAUGGAUGAAAAAUCACACUCCCCCAAGGUGAAUGAGAUGCCAGAUGCGUCCUCCAGGGUGGAUCAAACUCCUAAACAGUCAGAAAAAGAACAUGCUAACAGAAAGAUCACGAUCAGUAGUGAUAAUUCUUUCUGUCAGAAGGAUGCUUCAUCAUAUUUGGAAUCACUUCCUGACGUUUCUGAGGUUACAAUUGGAAACAUAGACGACCUCUUUCAGGAAAAUUUCCUGAUUACAGAAUUAGCACAUGAUCAUGAUAAACUUCUACAAACUGGCGAAGAUUAUGAUGAUGUCCAAGUUUCGGAUGGUAAAAUUCAGCAAUGGUCAAAUGGGAAAACAGGGAAUAUUCGCUCGUUGCUAUCUACUUUACAAUAUAUUCUUUGGCCCGAGAGCGGAUGGAAACCAGUUCCGCUUGUUGAUAUAAUUGAAGGAAGUGCAUUGAAGAGAGCAUAUCAAAAAGCUUUACUCCGCCUACACCCAGAUAAGCUACAGCAGAAGGGUGCUGCUUGUCAUAAUAUAUACAUUGCAGAGAAAGUUUUUGAUAUUUUGCAGGAGGCAUGGGAUCAUUUCAAUUCACAGGAGCUUAACUGUUACUUUCAGAGCGAGUUAAGGAUUUGCAGUGUGUUAAAGGGCUUUGUCAGAAAUGAGCGUGUGUUUAGCAAUUCACGGACACAGCUGGUAGUCCUUUUCCAUGGUGGUUUUCCUUUGCACUUCAGGAUCAGGACACAAUGGUGUACACAUACUAUUCUGAAGCUGGGUUUUCUGGGCUUUCAAUCUAAUUGUCGUAAUCUCACCAUGAAAUUCGGAUCAAGGAAAGGAUGGAAGUCGGUGAUGCCUUUCCGCUUGAGAAGCAAAUCAACACCCCGUUUUUGUUUAUUUCCGAAAACAAAAUCAGCUGGUCAAGCUCCAGGCAAUACACCAGUUUAUCUUAACGUGUAUGACUUGACACCCACGAAUGGCUAUGUCUAUUGGGCUGGCCUCGGUAUCUUUCAUUCUGGUGUGGAAGUUCAUGGUGUAGAGUAUGCAUUUGGAGCUCAUGACUAUCCUUCUAGUGGCGUCUUUGAGGUUGAACCACGGCAAUGCCCUGGUUUCAAGUUUAGGAAGUCGAUAUUUAUUGGGACUACAUGUUUGGACCCUGUCCAGGUAAGGGAAUUCAUGGAAUGUCAAGCUGCAAGCUACAACGGUGAUACAUAUCACUUAAUUAUCAAGAAUUGCAACCAUUUCUGCAAGGAUAUUUGCUACAAACUGACAGGAAAGCCGAUCCCAAAAUGGGUAAAUCGACUGGCAAAAUUAGGUUCAAUCUUCAACUGUCUACUGCCAGAAGCGCUCAAAAUUUCUGCUGUGCAACAUGACCUUAAUGAUCAAGCGUACAAUAGUGAAAGAAGAAGGCUGCGAAGUGCCUUCAGUUGCUUGUCUUCGAUCUCAACAAGGCAGAGGCAGUUGUCAACAUCUUCUAUGUUUCUACAGUCACCCUUAAAAGGCUGCUUUCCACCAUGGGAAUUGAGACGCUCAAACAAUGGGUCGUUGAAGGAAAGGUAA
Ilex paraguariensis (yerba mate) is the source of this 1836-nucleotide messenger RNA. The record is from the annotation of a GenBank genome assembly. NCBI's taxonomy places the organism in Eukaryota, Viridiplantae, Streptophyta, Magnoliopsida, Aquifoliales, Aquifoliaceae.